AUGAUUAGACAUGCAAGUGGUGCAACAAUAUGCUUUUCAGGACAGGAAAGCGGACAUUACGGGGGAGUAGCUCUAAUAAUCAACAAGAAAAUAACAAAGACACUGAUAGACUGGGAGCCUAUAAAUGCAAGAAUUAUACGAGCAAGAUUCAACUUUAAAUAUACAAAAUUGACCAUUAUCCAAUGUUAUGCACCAACUGAGGACCACUGCGAUGAAGACAAAGAAACCGUGAGGAAAACCCCAAAGGAUGAUGUAAUGGUAGUUAUGGGAGAUAUGAACGCAAAAAUAGGAAUAAAUAACACAGGGAGAGAGAGGGUGACGGGAAAGGAAGGUCUUGGCAAAAUGAUGAAUGACAAUGGAGAGAGAUUUGCAGAUUUCUGCAUGGAGAACGACUUAAUCUUCAAACAUAUGGACAUCCAUAAAGAAACAUGGGUUUCUCCAACUGGGAAAACAAAAAAUCAGAUUGACCACAUCACAAUAAAUAGAAAAUGGAGGACAUCCCUUCAAGGUGUCAAGAGACUGAGAGACCCAGUCACAAGAAACAUCUUUGAAAUCAAUCUCAAGAAUAGUUUCAAGGUACUAGAAGAGCUACCAACUGAGGACAUUGAGAGUGGCUGGACACAAUUUAAACAGGCUUUUACAGAGACAAGCAGUUUGGUCCUAGGGCAAAAGAAUGACAAUGGAGAGAAAUUUGCAGAUUUCUGCAUGGAGAACGACUUAAUCUUCAAACAUAAGGACAUCCAUAAAGAAACAUGGGUUUCUCCAACUGGGAAAACAAAAAAUCAGAUUGACCACAUCACAAUAAAUAGAAAAUGGAGGACAUCCCUUCAAGGUGUCAAGAGACUGAGAGACCCAGUCACCAGAAACAUCUUUGAAAUCAAUCUCAAGAAUAGUUUCGAGGUACUAGAAGAGCCUCCGACUGAGGACAUUGAGAGUGGCUGGACACAAUUUAAACAGGCUUUUACAGAGACAAGCAGUUUGGUCCUAGGGGAAAAGAAAAAAGCAUGGAAAACAUGGGUGACACCAAAAUCAUGGAAUUUUAUCGAAGAGAGAAAGAAAUUGAAACAAAAAAUUCUCUCAAGAAAGGAAAACUUUAUGAGAGAUAAAACGUAUAAACGGAAGAAUAAACAAGUGAAGAAGAGUGUGAAAGAAGAUAAACAACAAUUCGUUGAAGAACAAGCGGAAAAAGCAGCCAACAGAGGGGAUCUAUGUACAUCAUACAAAAUUACAAAAUCUCUCAUAGGAUCAUACCAAAUAAAUUCGUCUUCAACUGUAAAAGGAAAAGACGGAACAAGAAUUACAAAACAAGAAGAGGUGUCAAAGAGUGAAGUCAAACAAGCAAUCCAAAAGACCAGAAACUGGAAAGCACCUGGAGAGGACAAAAUUACAGGUGAGAUGAUCAAGGCCAGCAUAGACGUCAGUUCUAAAGCAUUAAGAAAGCUAUUAAAUAGAAUUUGGGAAGAAGAAGAAGAAGUACCAGAAGACUGGAAGUCUGGAAUUAUUGUAAAAAUACCAAAAAAGGGGGAUAGUUUAGAUUGUAACAACUGGAGAGGCAUAACCCUGCUUUCUAUACCAGGAAAGAUUUUCAGCAGAAUCAUACUAGAAAGAAUGAAAACAUCCUUAGAAAGAGUAGUAAGAGAAGAACAAGCCAGCUUCAGGAAAGAACGAGGUGCAUGGAUCAUAUAUUCACUCUUAGAACCAUAA
Messenger RNA from Anneissia japonica, 1704 nucleotides. RefSeq lists its product as uncharacterized. The record is from RefSeq and is a predicted model, not a curated record. Bases 1 to 1704 code for a protein of 567 amino acids. Lineage: Eukaryota; Metazoa; Echinodermata; Crinoidea; Comatulida; Comatulidae. The transcript has 4 exons.